This is a messenger RNA of Amoebophrya sp. A25, 3645 nucleotides long. The record is from the annotation of a GenBank genome assembly. NCBI's taxonomy places the organism in Eukaryota, Dinophyceae, Syndiniales, Amoebophryaceae.
CGCCCCUUCCCUUGUAUGCUGGGCUCGGUGCUCGCGACGCUUCCCUGCGCUGUGUCGCUUGCGCUGACACCAUUCCACCCCCCCAGCACCUUUAUCUUGGGCGAGUUCUUGAUCUUCAAGUUCGUAAUUUUGGGCUGACUGUCAUUUCUACCUAUGUGGGCAUCGACUAUCAUCUCUACCUCCUUAUGUAAAGUGCUCUAUUUGUAUUUUCCGAAUUGGUCAAUAAACAAGGAGGUAGGAGUAUUAAAGAUGGAAAUUAUUUUUUUAAAAACGAGGGAAAUUUAGGAUUACAGCGGUUACGGUAUUUUUACCUCAGGUGGGGCAUUCUGUGAUUUUUUUUAGCCAGCUGCUUGUAUUUCAUCGUGCACUUUUCUUUCUGCUUCGAAGCUUAUUUUUUGAAGGCCAAUGUCAAUGAGAAGGCACAGCGCCCAGGACAUGACGCACAGAGCUCUCCAAGCAAGAAUGAGCAGCGAAGACAUUUUGACGUGUGUGAUAAUCCUCAUUCAGACAUCUGCGCUAAAAUGACGCAGGGAACACCAAAUCAAUGCAGCCAGACGCCAGCGUCAUUUUGAUGAUUCGGCACUAUUUGAUCACUAGCCUCCACAAGCUUCGCCCGGCUUCGAGUGACUUUAGCUUCAGCACUUUUCUGCGGCCUCCCACGGGCUACAGCCGCUAGAGUAGAGACGGCCCGCGGGUGAGCUGUUGCGCCCUACGAAUUGACUACGACAAGAGCCGAGUGCCGGCGGUGGCCGACUCAGAUGCGUCGACUCAUGUGCAGGGCAUUGCGCUGCCUUCGGUUUUUUUAUGAGAUUGCCGGGGGGUCAUGCAAAUCCUUAAGAAUUUGCAAGACCCCCACGGCAGUCCAACAAAAAAAACAGAAGAGGGCCACCAGAGACGCACAAGAAUCCGCAAGCCCCAACGCACGCAAACGCCUCGCGGUGGCGCCAGGCAAGAACGGGGCGCGACCUCAACGGGCCAAACAAGACAAAGCAACGCACGGCCGCGCUGCUUGGGUCUCUCUACGCGCUUACACCUGGCGGGGCUUCUUUGUUUCGUCGGAUGUCUUUCGUCAGGAACAGACGGGCGCACUUCGCGGGGGCGUGAGGCGUCGCGCUUCGGGCUGUGGCUGAAGCCUCUCGGCUGGCUGAUGUCUUUCGCCAGGAUGGAGACUGGGGCCCCCCAUCAGACUGAUGCUGUUCGUCAGCCCAACGCUCUGCGCCAGGCUGGCGGCUUUCGUCGGACAGGCCGGCGCCCUUCGGCAGAUGUCUGGGGCCAGGCUGAGGCUUUUCGUCAGGGUCGGCGACGUCUCUCGCCAGGCUGACGCCUUUCGUCAGACUGAAGCGCUUCGCCUGGCUGAGGCUGACACUCCUCGCUGGGCCAAGACUUGGGCCUUUGGUCAGGUUGAUGGCUUGCCUCAGGCUCAGCUUGGCGCCGUUCGUCAGGUUGAUGCACUGACCAGCCAGGUGACCCCUCUCGCCAGGCCGGCGCACUGCUCCGCCAGGCGUUUUCUUUGCGUCGGAACAGGCUGAGCGGGGCCUUUCUUCGGGCUGCGGAUGUCUUUCCUUCGUGAGGUUGUUUCUGUUCCUUCGUCGGGGCUGACGUUCUUCGCCAGACUGACCGCGUUCGUCGGACUGGCGUCCUUUGUCAGAGGUCCUCUCCGCUAUCGUCAAGGGCCUCUCGCCACAGGUGGGGCGGCAGUUUUUCUGGCAGAGGUCGUUCGUCAGAUGUCUGCCGUCGCGGGUCUCUUGUCUUGUCGGAGGUCUUUGGUCCAGCGGUCUGGGGUCCAGUGGUCUUUGGUCUGAAGGUCGUACUUGGUCCAAAGGUCGCCAGCCGUCUUUGGUCCAAACCCAAAGGUCGGCGGUCCAGCGGUCGUCUUUGGUCCAAAGGUCGCCUUACUUUGGUCCAAAGGUCGCCUUACUUUGGUCCAAAGGUCGCCUUACUUUGGUCCAAAGGUCGCCUUACUUUGGUCCAGAGGUCGCAUUACUUUGGUCCAGCGGUUGCCUUACUUUGGUCCAGCGGUCUCUUACUUUGGUCCAGCGGUCGUCUUACUUUGGUCCAAAGCGAGGCCGUCUGUGGUCCAAAGGUCGCCUGUUGUCCAAAGGUCGUCUUUUGUCCAGAGGUCGCCUUUGGUCCCGUGGUCGUCUUUGGUCCAAAGGUCUCCUCUGGUCCAGCGGUCGCCUUUGGUCCAAGGGUCGCCUUUGGUCCAAAGAUCGUCUUUGGUCCAAAGGUCGCCUCGGGUCCAAAGAUCGUCUUGGGUCCAAAGAUCGUCUUAUUUGCUUUGGUCCAGAGGUCGUCUCACUUUGGUCCAGAGGUUGCCCUCUUACUUUGGUCCAGAGGUCGCCUCACUUUGGUCCGCCGGUCGUCUGACUUUGGUCCAGCGGUCGUCUUUGGUCCAGCGGUCGUCUUUGGUCCAACGGUCGUCUUUGGUCUAGCGGUCGUCUGUGGACCAAAGGCCGCCUUUGGUCCAAAGAUCGCCUGUGGGCCAGCGGUCGCCUUUGGUCCCUCCAAGGAUCGUCUUUGGUGUAGGUCGUCUUUGGUCCAAAGGUCGUCUUUGGUCCAACGGUCGUCUUUGGUCCAAAGGUCGCCUGCGCCUUUGGUCCAAAGAAAGACUUUCGGUGGACCAAAGGCCGCCUUUGGCCCAAAGAUCGUCUUUGGUGUUGGUCCAAAGAUCGUCUUUGGUCCGAAGUCCAUAGGUCUUUGGUCCAUGUGUCUCUGGUCCAAGGUCUUGCCUCUUUCGGUGGGAGGUCUUUCUUCGGCUGUUUCUCUUUGGACUUCUCUCCGCAGCUUGCGCCCCUACCCCCGUCGGGCAUUUUUCUGGCUUCUUUUCUGGUAGUCUGCCACGGGGCAGCAACGUAAAUUCCAAAAAGAAAACGGCCGGAGCUUAUCGGGCUUGAGAGUGAGGGGAAAGGGUCGGAAGCUAUGGGCAAUAGCUUCGCCUAAGGAGGUGGUUAAACUCCGGCGGGUGUCUCCGGUGGGUUAGGCGGCGAUCAAUGGCGAGAUUAAUCGUAUGGAUUUUUUUUGUUAUGUUUUUGAUCUAUCACCUCAUAAUGAUUAUUCACAUGAUCAAAGGAAAAUGAACAGUGAAUGUAUGUUGUCGUGAUGUUGAUAGAAGUACUGCCGCACCACGACUAGUCCUAGUUGGACGAGUCAUCACGUCUAGGGUCAAGCGUAUGAGGCGGCUCGAACACGACCCGUGUGGCUUACCUGAGGAUGAGUUCCAGACGAGGACGAUCUUCUACAAGUUCGUUGCACAUAGAUAGAGAUGGGCACCUGCUCUCUUUAUAAUCAGCGCAGUUUAUAGCACGCAUGGCGCAUGGAGCAGCAUGGAGCGCAGAUCCAUAAGGGACGCAAGAGGCGCCCCCUUUAGCUCCAUGCUACUCCAUGCGAUCCAUGCACUCCACUCCAUGCCAUGCGAGCUGCCAAACCUUACGAGUUGUUCUGUUAGCUGAAGCCUGAAGUCUCUGCUUUUCGUUACCCCAGCGAAUUUAUGGCGCACUUCGUGACUGUUGCCAUUUCUUCCCGUGCGGUUUCGCUUAACGCCUCUUUUAUUUGUUAUGCUCAUUCAUUUGUGAUUUUGACAAAAACUGCCAGUGGAGUACUGUGUUGAGAAUGGACACUGCUUCUCCGAGUCAUAAUAAAGCUGAA